Molecule: messenger RNA, 1098 nt
Organism: Ambispora leptoticha
Lineage: Eukaryota; Fungi; Glomeromycota; Glomeromycetes; Archaeosporales; Ambisporaceae
Source: the annotation of a GenBank genome assembly
AUGCGACGCGUUUUUGUUUUAGGAUUGGCAAAGCAACGCGUCUAUUUUAAUAAUAUUAAUAAUAUUAACUUUACAAUCCAUACUUUCAGUACAAAAGCCGACUUACAGUUGCUCCAGAAACUCCGUCAAGAGACAGAAGUUAGUAUUUCAAAGGCAAAAGAAGCCUUAGUUAUAAAUAAAAAUGAUUACGAGAAAGCGCUUUCCUGGGUUCUCGAGGACGCGAAAACUAGCGGGGCCAUAAAAGCGGAAAAGCUACGAGGACGUGUAGCAAAAGAAGGGCUGGUAGGAGUGGUGGUUAAUAAUAUUGAUAAAAAAGAUCUCUCAAGUCAAAGAGGUGCUAUUGUAGAGGUAAAUUGUGAAACAGAUUUUGUGUCUCGCAAUGAGAUGUUUAAACAAUUUGUCGCGCAGAUUGCUUCCACUUCGCUCUUACUCCCGGUAGAAGACUUAUCAUAUGACAAUGAAUUACCAACAAUACAAAAUAUCCCACUUGAUCUCCUCAAAUCUUCUCCUUUGCUUCCUCUUCCUUCUAUUACGAGCUAUGAUCAUAAAUUUAAUACGGUAGAACAAUCCGUUGGAGAACUAAUUGGGAAAUUAGGCGAGAACAUCACUUUGCGACGCGUUGCUGUGGUAAACAUGAAAGAUUCGUGCAAAGAAAAUAGCCGAAGUAUUGUAACAACCGGAGGAUAUGUUCAUGGUGGAGAUGAAUUAACCGGAAAGAUCGGAGGAUUAAUCUUAUUGCAAUCAUCGGGAGAAACUUCUCAACAGCAACAGUCAUCACAAAUAAUUUCUAAACUGGCGAAAAAUCUCGCGCGUCAGGUAGUUGGCUUAAAUCCAAAAUACAUAAAUGAUGAUGAAAAUAACAUUAUACUUGAUGAAGAGGUAGAAGAUAGAGAAAGUUUCUUGAAUGAGAAUGUGCUAAUGAGACAAGCAAGUUUAUGGGGCGGUGGAUUAAUCCGAGAUGUUAUGAAGCAAACGGAAUUGAACAGUAAACUUCAAUUAAAAGUGUUGAACUUUAUAAGAUGGGAAUGUGGCGAAGGAAUAGAGAAACAAGACACUAAUUUUGCUGCGGAGGUCAUGAAACAGGCUGGUUUGACUUGA